This is a messenger RNA of Rhodamnia argentea, 526 nucleotides long. RefSeq lists its product as uncharacterized. NCBI's taxonomy places the organism in Eukaryota, Viridiplantae, Streptophyta, Magnoliopsida, Myrtales, Myrtaceae. The transcript has a single exon. The record is from RefSeq and is a predicted model, not a curated record. Bases 42 to 332 code for a protein of 96 amino acids.
UUUCUCCUCUACUUCAAAACCCGAGAGGUUGAAAGGAGAGAAUGGCGAAUUCGAGGAUUGCGAGGUUCGUCAUGGAGGCUGCGCCCCCGCAGUUUGUGAGCGUCAUGAGACACAGGACGUCGCAGAUGCUGGAUACCAUCAGCGAGGAGGAGAGAGAUGUUGGUCCGAGUGGCCCUCGCCGCUCGCCUCCGAAAAGCCUGGCCUCUGCUUGCAUGCCUUCUUCGUCUCUGACUGCUCGUGCUUCGGGUACCGCGUCCUUCGGAACUGCCACAGCUAAUUCGGGCAACUUUUUCCGCGGGGUAGAUAGAUCUUUGUCCAUGUUUGAAAGCUAGAUAUAUUCUCAAGAGAUAUGGGUUCUUGUCAUGAUGAAGAACGAGGACAUUCCCUUGUUGAAAAGGUCAUAAGGGUUGAAACCCUUGAGGCUGUAUUCGGUAUAGUAGUAAAUUAAGUGGUAAUAACUCUAUAUAUUGAAGUUCCCUUUUGUACAAUGGAGAUUUCCGAGCUGAUAAUAAUAGUAGCGGUUUCU